AUGUACAAGCUGGUGAUCCUGAUGUGCGCCGUGGCCGCCGCCCACGCCGGCUACCUGGGAGGCUACGCCGCCCCCGCCAUCGCCGUGGCGCCCGCCGUGGCCGCCCCCGCAGUCGCCGUCGCCCACGCCCCCGUGGCCGUGGCGCCCGCCGCCUCCUCGUACGCCAACACGUACCGCGUGUCGCAGACCGCCCGCCUCCUGGCCGCCCCCGCCAUCGCCGCCGCGCCCGUGGCCUACGCCGCCCCCGCCAUCCACGCGCCUGUGGCCUACGCCGCCCCUGCUCUCGCUGCUCCCUUCCUCAAAGUGCACUGA
Molecule: messenger RNA, 312 nt
Organism: Schistocerca serialis cubense
Lineage: Eukaryota; Metazoa; Arthropoda; Insecta; Orthoptera; Acrididae
Product: cuticle protein 12.5-like
Exons: 2
Coding region: 1-312 (103 amino acids)
Source: RefSeq, a predicted model, not a curated record